This is a messenger RNA of Chlorocebus sabaeus (green monkey), 2413 nucleotides long. Lineage: Eukaryota; Metazoa; Chordata; Mammalia; Primates; Cercopithecidae. The record is from RefSeq and is a predicted model, not a curated record.
CUCCCCCAGCCUGUUUCCCUCCGUUCCUGUCACUUGUGACAGGAUGAGAAGAAACGCCUUUACCAGGAACUCGGUUCUGUUUUUGUCUCAAUGUAGAUCUUGGGCUAUUAAAAAGGGAGCUGCCCGAUUGCUUCGACAUUUAAUAAGUCAAUUAGAGUCCAUCCGUUUUGGAGGGAUCCGCUCUCGGGACCCCGAGGGGUCUGCCCCGCCCGAGCUCAGUCCCCAGGUUCGGGUCCCCAAGCCCGGGUCCCCGCAGCGGGGUGGCCAGGAGGCAGGAGCUUGGCGAGCGGGGCGGGCUUGCACCGCCUCCCCAGACCCCCGCGACAGGACCAGUGAAGGUCCCUCCCCCGCAGGGCCCGCGCCGCCUGCGCGCUCCUCUGCGCUGGACCCUCGGCCGGCGGGUACCUCGCGCCCCGGCGGGGAAAGCCCGCAGGAGGACACUUGCCUCCCGGGCUCGUCUUUAAGAAAGUUUGGCUCUUUGGCUGAAGCCCGGCACAUCUGUGAAAGUUCAGCAAUUUGCCUCUUUUGUUUUAUUCUUGUAAAAUGUAUUAUCCAUCAGUUGCGCACUUUCCCAUUCAAUUGGUGCUUUCUGGGCAAGAGCUGGACGUCUUCCAAGUCCGCGAUCUGGUUGGGAAAGGUGUUCUGAGUACAAUCAGGGAGGCGGAGUGGGCGAGAAUUAAAGGCCUGCACCAGGAUCGCGGCCGUCGCAGGACCGCGGCGGGAAGAUGCUGGCCCAGGCGCACGUGCGCGCGGGCGGUGCGGGCUGGAGGCUGCGCGCCCCGGUCCCCUGAGCUCUCGGCGAGGCCCCGUCUACGCCCAUCUCCGCGUCCUUUCUCUCUCCCUGCACCGGGUCUGUUUCCUUAGGAGGAGAAAGUGUCCGGCAGAACUGGGCAAGGAGGCAGCGUGGAGAGGGAAGAUACGAAACGUGCCUGUUCAGGACCCCGCCCCACGCCGUUGGGAUGUGCGUUCUCUCCGCUCCCUGUAAAAACAGAUGGUUGGAUUUCACAGCGAGGCUUUUCUUCUGUUUCUUUUUGCAAGCAACAUGACUGAAAUGUGAACAUUUCUGCUAAAAUACACUCAGAAAAAAAGUAAAAUUUUAUGUCAAACAGACCUUAGGCACUUGAAAGGAGGCAUUUUUCCUUUCUCCCUUUCCCUUUAGACACUUGAGUUCCUCUGGCGAGAGCGACGCCUGGCGAUGGAACCGGCCCUUCCCGGCCCUGCUCCCUGUCCUGCUCGCAGGGCCCACCUCGCAGCUGGUGGACACCGCAGUUCGCAGAAAAAUAGAACCAUGAGAAGAUUUCACUGUUGUAAAAUAGCAUGGUUUUUUAUUGGGACAAAUGGAUUCCUUGAACGAGCCCUUUCUACCAUCCAAGUGUGGGCCAAGACUUUAGCCCAGCUCAGCAGAGGUUUGGUGGAUAAUCAACAGCAGCAGAGCUGAUGCUUGGUUGGUCUUUGGAUUAAUGAGAUCUUACAAUUAAGAGUCAGGCAAUUUAUGUGUUCAUUUGUUUUUACAAAGUUCCGUGCUAAAAUUAUCUAGGUGCUGCUCAUUUUAUAUUACAGAAACAAAUUUUACAGAUUUUAACAAACUUAGAGUGUACCACUGAUUUGUUCAUCUUUAUUGAACUUUUAAGUUAAUGGUAUUGUCAAGAUGAACCCCUUGGAAUUCUCCAGUCACCAGAAAUACGUGUGCAGUCAUCCCUUGGUAUAGCGUGAGACUAGUUCCAGCAGAUACCGAAAUCCAGGCACAUUCACGUCCCACGAUGGGGCCUGUGGAACACGCAAAUACGGAAAGUUGCCCUCCCUCUGCGUGCGUUUCGCAUCCUCCAGCUGCUGUGUUUUCGACCCACGUUUGAAAAAACAAUCUGUAAGUGGACCCCUUCAAACCCGUGUUGUUCAAGAAUCAACUGUGUUGUGUCAGUACAGUCUGAUCUGCUAAAUCCAUUGGCUAUGCCGGUUAGUGCAAAGUAAAGCACCCCAGUGCAGAUGAACAUAUGAAGCUGUAUUUAACAAAUCACUUAGUCUCUCCUCUACUUUUUGUGUAAAAUGAGGUGAUUGGGCUAGUUGGUCUCCAAACUCUAAAAUUACAUAAUACUAAGAUUAUUACCAAAACAAGUCUUAAAACAAGAUGCCGUGUUCCCUACAAAAAGCUGAAGAUAAUUCACUUGAGAUCAUCACUAUGAGUUUCACCAUCUAUUUGCAGACAAGAAGAGGUGAUAUAUUUAUAUAAAAUCAUUUAAUUCCUUCCUUUAGAACGUGAACAACAUUCUACUGUCAAGGGUCCAGGAAGCCAAAAAGAAAAGAGGCAAAAUUAGCAACAAACUAUAUUCUAGAAUUACUGGAAAAAAAUUUUUUUCUAGAUUUGAUUUAGUUGGUUAUCUUUUUGAGAAAACUGUGUUGGAUCAUAGGAAGAAAA